AUGACCCAACCUACUAAAAACCAUGUCAACGCUGUUUAUUUUACCAACUGGGGCACAUAUGGAAGAUACUUCCAGCCUCAAGAUCUUCCAGCUUCCCAGAUCACACAAGUACUAUUUGCCUUCUUGAAUGUCAAGCCCGAUGGGACGGUGUAUUUAGGAGACAGUUAUGCGGACUUGGAGAAGCAUUAUGAGGGAGAUCGUUGGGAUGACCAGGGAGACAACGCAUAUGGAUGCUUGAAGCAACUCUUCCUGUUGAAAAAAAGCCCAUCGGCAUCUCAAGUUGGCGGAUGGACUUGGUCGACCAACUUUCCAUCUACGGCCAGCACCAGUGAAAACCGCAUUAGAUUCUCCAAGUCUGUUGUCGCUCUGAUGAAAUACUGGGGAUUCGACGGAAUCGAUAUCGACUGGGAGUACCCCAACGAUGAAAAUGAAGCCACCAACUUUGAACUACUACUACAGGCUGUUCGAGAUGAACUUGACUUGUAUGCCAGCCAAAACGCACCCGGCUAUCGUUUCCUGCUUUCCAUUGCCGCGCCCGCUGGUCUCGACAAGUACAACAAGCUUCACCUUGCCAAUAUUAGCAGAUUUGCUGAUCAUAUUAACCUUAUGGCUUACGACUACUCAGGAAGUUGGGACAGCACCAGUGGCCACAAUGCGAACUUGUUUCCUUACCAGGCCAGUGCGAACCAGUACAACUCGGACGAAGCCACCAAUGACUACAUCAAUGCUGGUGUUCCGACAGAAAAAAUCGUGCUUGGUAUGCCUAUCUAUGGGUGCUCGUUUGAAGGGAACCUAGGCAUUGGCAAAUCCUUCAGUGACGUUGGGCAGGGCUCUUGGGAGAGGGGCGUUUGGGACUACAAGGCGCUACUCAAGCCCAGUGCAGAGAUCGAAUAUGACAAAAAGGCUCAAGCUUACUAUAGAUACGAUCCUAUCACUCACGAAUUGAUCUCCUACGAUACGCCAGAAGCGGUUGAGAACAAGGUGGACUAUAUUCUAAAACAUGGCCUUGGGAGGAGCAUGUUUUGGGAGGCCUCAGGGGAUACGAAGAGUAACGAGUCGCUUAUCAGUACAAGCUACAACUUUCUGGGGGCCUUAGAUACAUCAGAGAACUGGCUGAACUUUCCAGAUUCAAGAUAUGCAAACAUUGCUUUGGGAAUGCCUAAUCAGCGGGCACAAGUCUGA
Molecule: messenger RNA, 1182 nt
Organism: Fusarium venenatum
Lineage: Eukaryota; Fungi; Ascomycota; Sordariomycetes; Hypocreales; Nectriaceae
Source: RefSeq, a predicted model, not a curated record